Messenger RNA from Aplysia californica (California sea hare), 617 nucleotides. Its product is annotated as A-kinase anchor protein 13. The record is from RefSeq and is a predicted model, not a curated record. Lineage: Eukaryota; Metazoa; Mollusca; Gastropoda; Aplysiida; Aplysiidae. Gene Ontology annotation, biological process: regulation of Rho protein signal transduction.
GUCCCCGAUGGAGUAUGGCGGACUGUGUCUUCGUGUGUGAAACAACUUCCUGUGUCACACAAUUUUGAUGAGACAUUCAACGAAAGGAUAUCUCAGCAUGGCGUUCAGCCCUACUCAGUCUCCAGUCUAUGGAGGCGACACCUUGUUUAUUCGGUUAGACCCGCAACAGCUGAGUGGAGUGGAGAGUAAAUACUUUGUGGUGUUCGAAGGAACUCGCCGGAGACACGUGGUCUCUGCUAGGAAAUCCCCCGGGGCGGACGGGGAGCUGGUGGCCUUAAUUCCAGGUCACGACCUCGCGGAAGAGGUGAGCGUGACGCUGGUCCAGGUGACGGAGGAGGAAGUGGACAAGUCCGGCGAGGUGGGUGUGGGCGUGUGCAACAGCUACGCCUCCCUGGCUCACUGCUACCUGCAGUACGAAUACGACUCCACCUUCUACCUGACCAAGUUCCUCACCAGCAGCGUCUAUAACGACCACGCCCUCGACAACUUGGAGCUCAUCAAGAGUGACAGGUUCGACCUGUCCAAUGAAGUUCUGUCCACUCUGGAUGUACGACUCAGCAGAGCUCUGCGCAACGCAAAUCUUUCCACCAGCUGGCACUUGCUUGGCGGCGAUUCGA